ACAAUAGCUACCCAACCGACUCUUCUAUGGCGGCGCCUAAGAUUUGAAAUAAUCUUCACACACACCUACACAACUUGCCUACUGGAUACAUAUAUAUGUAUAUAUAUGUAGUUGUCCAAGUUUAAGAAGAUCGCUUAGGUUGCUAGAUUUGCUUCCCAGGAAAGAAAAAUAAAAAAGAAUCAGCGACGUAAACUUCGUGGUUUCUGCAAAGGUGGCGAACCGGCGGAAGGUUGAAGAUGAUGCGUGGGCGUAUGAUGAAUACGAGGCAUUGAUGAUGAGUGGGCGUAGGGAGAGGGAAAUGUCGGCCAUGGUUUCUGCUCUGACCCACGUGGUGGCUGGAGAGAUGCCCACUGUUAAUGAUGGGUUUGAAGAUUGGUGGUCUUCGGGAUCUGAGGUUCAGAACGGAGCAAGAAAAGAAGAAGAAGAAGAAGGAGAAGAAGAACACAGAGAUGGUGGCCCAUCUUAUGUGAUCCCACAUGCAGUAGACUCAUCUUCUUCCAUACCAGUUAGAGGAGAUCAAAAUCAGACGGUUGUAACGUACGAAUACAGUAGCAGUAGCAGUAGCGGUAGAGAAGAAGGUAGAAGAAAAUACAGAGGAGUGAGACAGAGGCCAUGGGGGAAGUGGGCAGCGGAGAUAAGAGAUCCAUUCAAGGCGACUCGAGUUUGGCUGGGAACUUUUGAUACGGCGGAGGCCGCAGCCAGAGCCUACGAUCAGGCCGCUCUCAGUUUCAGAGGAAGCAAAGCUAAACUCAACUUCCCGGAGAACGUCAAGCUACGAUCCUCGCCUUCACCAUCGCCGUCGCCGUCGGGGUUGGUUCCCAUGUUCUCUGCACCCAUGCAAAGCACCGGUGCACAGUUUCCGUCGCAGCCUCCAUACCCUUCUUCUUCCUCUGGAUGAUUCCAGUUUAAUUUGGAGAUUUUUUUUUUUUUUUUGUUGAUUUUUAAACUUAAAGAAGAAAGUAUAAUUUGGAUGGUUCCAGCCACCGCCCCGCUUUGUCAGAUGUGUAUUACAAGUUCUCAACUAAAUAAUUUGAAAGUCAACAGUUUACGUUCUGGA
Carica papaya (papaya) is the source of this 1057-nucleotide messenger RNA. RefSeq names its product ethylene-responsive transcription factor ABR1-like. The record is from RefSeq and is a predicted model, not a curated record. Lineage: Eukaryota; Viridiplantae; Streptophyta; Magnoliopsida; Brassicales; Caricaceae. Gene Ontology annotation, biological process: ethylene-activated signaling pathway; regulation of DNA-templated transcription. Gene Ontology annotation, molecular function: DNA binding; DNA-binding transcription factor activity.